AUGAAGCGAAAACAGAAUGUCAGAACUGUCUCCAACUACCAGUCAGAGCUGACCGAAGCCGUGCACUGCAGGACCAACACGACAACGCCAGUCCUCGACGUCCGCGUCCACCCCGCCUCCAAGGCGGCCCCACACACCGGGCCGAUCCCGCUCGUCUGCGUACCAGCAGUGAGCAUGCCCAACGCUGCCGGGCUCGUAUUCUACGACGCCGAGGGAGCUGCGGCUCUCGACGACCUGGAUGCCCUGCAGCGCUCGCUCGCCGCCGUCCUGUCGGCAUACCCCCAGCUCGCGGGCCGUCUCCGCCUGACCCAGCCGGGGGACGAGGGCCGGCCCUACACCAAGCGGUACAAGCGCACGUGGAUGUCGUACGGACAGGCUGACGACCCGGGUAUGCGCUUCACGGUCGUCGACGAUGCGCGCAGCCUCGCCGAGAUCCUGCCGUCCCCUCUCGAGGGUCACAGCGGCAUCUACCAGCUCGAAGCCGUCUACGACCUCUCCCUCGGCCCCGAGCUGUCCAAGCCGAUCGAUGCGCCGGGCCGCGGGGACGGCGGCGACGGCGCCACGGCCGGUGUCAAGAUCACCCGCUUCACCGACGGCGCGGCGCUGUGCUUUGCCUCGUCGCACGCCCUGUUCGACGCCGGCGCCCUCGGCACGUUCCUGCACGACUGGACAGCGGUGCAUGCCGAGAUCGCGGCGGGCAAGACGCCAACCCUGCCGUCCAGGCCGUUCGACACGGACGCACUCGAUGCCCUCGCGGCGGGCGACCUUGAUGCCGACGCUGCCGACCCUGCGCUCGUGGAGACGGAGGCCGCGCUCGACGUGUUCCGGUACGACUCGUGGGCGCGCGACCCCACCGGCAAGGACAACCCCCCGGCCCCGCUCGAUGCGGCGCUCGUCCCGCCUGCCGAGGUCGACGCGCUCGACGCCGCGGCUGGCCGGCCGCGCGGCACUCCGCCGCCAUGGCAUACCGCCUCGGGCGCCAAGCCGCUCACCUACGGCCUCGAGUUUUCUGCCGACGACGUGCGCCGCAUCCACAAAACCACGUUGGCUGGCUCGGACAGCUUUGUCUCGCCGCAGGACGCGUUCGCGGCCCACAUCUUCCGCCUUAUCGCCCGCGCUCGUCAGCACUCGCCCGAGACGCAGCUCGACUUUGAGGUUGCGUGCGACGACCGCCGGCGGUUCGACCCGCCCCUGCCCGAGACCGCGCCGGGGUGCUUCAACGUGUGCCUGGGCUUCAACGUGCGCGCAGGUGACGUGCUCGCGCCCACCGGCGGCGUGGUGGCCGCUCAGCGCGUGAGGUCUGCCAUCGAAGGCGUCACCAGCGAGCGCCUUGCAGCCUGGCUCCACCGCCGCGCGCACGACCUCGACCCUACCCGCGAGUGGAUCGUCUUCCCGGGUAACACGACCGUGUGCAGCACCAACUGGGCACGCUCGGCGCUCUACGACGCCGACUUUGGCGCUGGCCGCCCGUGCUACGUCCACAACCUCGUGCACGGCUUCGGAGGAUACCUCGUCAUUGCGCGCAAGGCCGUGCCGCGCGGCGAGCAGGGCAGCAAGUGGUUUGAGCCCGGCGUGUUUGUCGCGCUGUGGCUGGAGGAGGAGGCGAUGGGUCGGCUCAUCGCCGACCCGGAGCUGAGGGGAUGA
Messenger RNA from Vanrija pseudolonga, 1644 nucleotides. Its product is annotated as Trichothecene 3-O-acetyltransferase. The coding region runs from base 1 to 1644 and encodes 547 amino acids. Gene Ontology annotation, molecular function: acyltransferase activity, transferring groups other than amino-acyl groups. The record is from RefSeq and is a predicted model, not a curated record. The transcript is spliced from 2 exons. Lineage: Eukaryota; Fungi; Basidiomycota; Tremellomycetes; Trichosporonales; Trichosporonaceae.